Pterocles gutturalis (yellow-throated sandgrouse) is the source of this 1611-nucleotide messenger RNA. It is a transcript of the gene GJC1, whose product is annotated as gap junction protein, gamma 1, 45kDa. The transcript has a single exon. The record is from RefSeq and is a predicted model, not a curated record. NCBI's taxonomy places the organism in Eukaryota, Metazoa, Chordata, Aves, Pterocliformes, Pteroclidae. Gene Ontology annotation, cellular component: connexin complex. The coding region runs from base 1 to 1182 and encodes 393 amino acids. Gene Ontology annotation, biological process: cell communication.
AUGAGUUGGAGUUUUCUGACCCGUCUGUUAGAGGAGAUCCACAAUCACUCCACCUUUGUUGGCAAAAUCUGGCUGUCGGUGUUGAUUGUAUUUCGGAUUGUCCUAACUGCCGUGGGAGGAGAAUCCAUUUAUUACGAUGAACAAAGCAAAUUUGUCUGCAACACGGAGCAGCCUGGCUGCGAGAAUGUUUGUUACGAUGCUUUCGCUCCCCUUUCGCACGUGAGGUUUUGGGUCUUUCAGAUCAUUCUCAUUGCCACGCCGUCUGUGAUGUAUUUAGGCUACGCAAUCCAUAAAAUCGCCCGCAUGGUGGAACACAGCGAAGCCGAUAGAAGAAUCCGAAGCAAAAGCUUUUCCAUGCGCUGGAAACAACACCGUGGCUUAGAGGAAACGGAGGAGGACCACGAGGAAGACCCGAUGAUGUACCCUGAGAUAGAGCUGGAAAGCGAGCGGGAGAAUAAAGAGCAGCAGGCCCCUGCCAAAGCCAAGCACGACGGCAGGCGGCGAAUCCGGGAAGAUGGACUCAUGAAAAUUUACGUGCUGCAGCUUCUGGCGAGGACUACGUUUGAAAUCUGCUUUCUGGUGGGGCAGUAUUUGUUGUACGGCUUUGAGGUCCGCCCCAUCUUUGUGUGCAGCAGGAAGCCGUGCCCGCACAAGAUCGAUUGUUUCAUUUCCAGGCCAACCGAAAAGACCAUUUUCCUGCUCAUCAUGUACGGGGUGAGCUGCAUGUGUUUACUUUUGAAUGUCUGGGAGAUGCUCCACUUGGGAUUCGGCACAAUCCGGGACACGCUGAACAACAAGAGGAAAGAGCUGGAAGACUCUGGUACCUAUAAUUAUCCUUUUACCUGGAAUACUCCAUCCGCUCCUCCUGGCUACAACAUCACCGUCAAGCCAGAGCAAAUGCAAUACACCGAACUGUCCAACGCCAAGAUGGCCUACAAACAGAACAAAGCCAAUAUCGCUCAGGAACAGCAGUACGGAAGCAACGAAGAAAACAUUCCUGCCGACCUGGAAAAUCUGCAGAGGGAAAUUAAAGUGGCUCAGGAGCGCCUGGAUCUCGCCAUCCAGGCUUACAACAACCAAAACAAUCCCAGCAGUUCCAGAGAGAAGAAAUCCAAAGCAGGCUCGAACAAAAGCAGUGCCAGUAGCAAGUCAGGAGAUGGGAAGAACUCUGUCUGGAUUUGACGUUGGCUGAGUUUAUAUAUUGUGGGUUUUUUUCUCCUAGUUCAUCAUAACCAGCAACCCCUCGAAUAACGGCUUCCAUUAAGUAAAUAUUUGACUCUGUUUAUUUUCAGGGAUACCGUUGGCUAGUGAUUCGAGCUCUCAGAAAGGGUUUGUACACAUAUUAGUAGGAUUCUAGAACUUUAUUCUUCUGUCUUCCAAGUCAGGAGACAACUGGGUAUAUUGAAAUCAUUCUCAUUGAACGGUUUAUGCUGUAUGUACAGUAUUCUAGUACAUUUAUUAUGCACAAUUUUUUGUAUUUGUACACUGGAUCUCUAAGUUUCCCUUUUUUAUAUUAAUGAGGAGAAAGCAAUGGGUAGCUGUUAGCGUUUGGCUAGUUUUAGUACUGUGGUCCACAGUUUCGUCGUCGUUCUUCCUUGUUUUAAACGUAAA